GUCGUCGCCAUCUGUCUCAUCCUCCAAGGCGCUCUUGUCGCUUUCUCCGUUCUUCUCAGUCCCUCCCUUCCUCCCUCUCCUCUCUUCUCCCGCGCUUGUCGUCCCCGCCCGGCCGACGAAGCGAGCGCCGCCAGCGUCGGAACCGUCCUCUUUCGCCCUGUCUGCUGGCACCACAACUCGCGCCUGGUCGCCUCAUUUUUCCCGCUCGUCCCCAGCGACAAAAAAUCUACACCAACGACUCCGCCCACCUUCGCCCGAGAGAACGGUCAAACGUCAGUCUUCCUCUCGCGUGCGUCUGCCUGCUUGCCUUCGCCACGCUGCUCCCAUCUUUCCCAUCGCAGACGGGCCCUCUCUCGCGCCCUCCUUUUCACUCCCUCUCCGUGCUCGACCAGCUGUCCUCGCCGCGUUUCCAACUUCGACGACCCGUUUUGCUCACUCUGCACGAGCGCGGCGACGCUCUGGGCGCUUCACGCAACUAGAUUUAAUCAUUUCCCCCCCUCUUUACUCGGGGUUCCUCGCAACGCAUCACGAGGGCUUUCGCAUUCACCAACGGGAGCGGUGAAAGGAAAAGAGAGAAGAGACAACCUUGUGGGACCUCGCCCUUGCCAGCUCACGUCCGUCUGACUCUUCCCUCGCCCUCGACCGUCUCGACGAAGGCAUAGUAGAUUUCCUUUCUUCUACUUCUUUCUUUCUUUCUCGCUGCCCUCCGUUUUACCUCACUCUGUCGUCGCCCGUGUGACCUGCAUUUCUUCGCUGCGCACGCUGGCUGGUUUUUUACUUUCGUGAUACGAUCCAGGGUGGAGACCACGCCAUUUACUUUGCCUACCACCCUUGCCUUGGGUGAUGCGCGACUAGGCGCUCUGCUCGCCGCCCGCCCGCCUGCACUCCAGCGAACGAAACGACCACACCAACACCAACACCUUCACCUGCACCCACAACGAGAACGACGCUGCAAUCUCGGCCGCUCUUCUGCCUUGGAACCAAAGCCUGUCCGCUGCUUUUCAGCAAGCUGCGUUUCAGCCCCAUUGGCCCCGACAAUAGCUCUCCCUCCCCCCGUCUUCUCCCUGUCCGACACGGCCCGGUCGAGCUCACAGGUCACUCGCCGCGGCUGCAAGCAGCACACGACACGGUACCACCCGGGAACCACCCAGCCGCAAGACGUCACUUGACAUCCUGUUCGACCACGGCUACGACGACGACGACGACGACUACGACUACUGCCAUCCUCAUGCCCUACAAACGAUAGACCAUCCCGACAUCCGUCCACCAUCACCACCACGGCCACCACCAUGAAUCCUGCCAACUUUCAGCAGGCUAUGAUGGCUGGUCAGCCCAUGCUGCAAGGCGGGAACUUUAACAAUACCAUUAGGUCGAGUCUGCUCACCCGCUUUCAGCAUCAGCAGCAGAAUAUGAAUGGGUGGCAGUCUUCGUUGCAGCCAAAUGAGCGAGUCAACCUGGUUCAGCAGCUAAGUACAUCGCUGGUCUUAGCGCAGCCCACGAUGGGCCAUGAUAAUGCCCUAAAGACGGCUCUCUCCAUAGAGGCCGCACGAUUCACGCAGAGUGGCAGCAAGGACCAGUACCUCGCAAACAUGAGGCACCAGCUGCAGAUGCUCCAGCAAAAAAGGAUGCAGCAGUCGCAGAACCCGGGCAUGGGCCAGAUGAGUAAUCCACAGGUCAACAUGCAAGCCAUGAUGGCCCAACCUAUGCAGCUCAAUCUGUCAAACCAGGGAAACCACCAGUUCAACCCGCAGCUCAGUCGUCAAAUGCAGGUCUCGCCGAUGCCCAUGAACGGCCAGGCGUCCCAAGGCAUGCAAAUGGGUGCCGUGCCGAACCAGAACCAAGCCAUGCAGAACCCUCAGCAGCAGCAGCAGCCAGGUGGCAACGCUGUAACGCCCUCUAUGAUCGAGCAGCAUCGGAUCAACAAGAUGGCACAACAACUGCUGCAGAAAGCCACGGAAGAGGACAAGCACCGGAUCAUGAAUCAGUUCUCCGCCCAGACGCCGCAGCAGCAGGCGCAGUUUCGACAGCGGUUCGGCGAUCCGAUCGGGGAGCACUACCGACGCAUGGCCAUGCAGUUGAUCAAGCAAGCGGCCAACAAGAUGCCCAACCAGACCGGUCAGAACGGCAUGCCAAACAACAUGAUGGGUCAGCAGGCGCCGAUGAUGCCGCAGCCUCAGAUGCAGCCGCAGAUGCAAAUGACGACCAACCAGCCGGACGGUUCGAUGGACUUCUCCCAGUUCAUGACGCAGAUGCAGCAGGACGCAAUUCGGUCCCAAGACUCUGGCCAGCUGGUCGUGCCGGCGAGCAACAACGCGAGCAUGAUGGGCCAGAACUUGAACGGGAUGCCAAUGGGCCUCAACGGUCAGAUGGGCACUCCGGCGAUGAACAACGUCAACCAGAUGCAGAACAUGAUGCAACAGCAGCGCCAGCAGCCGGCCAUGACUCCACAGCAGCAGCAGCAGGCCGCCGCACGUCUCCAGGCCCAGAUGCGGAAUCAGGCGCAGAACGGCCAGGCGUCCCAGCAAAACCAGAUGAGCCCGCAGGGCAAGAUGAACAAUCAAAGUCCCAUGCCACAGCAGAGACAACCGGGCAUGCAGCCUGGCCAUCAGCAGCAGCAGCCCGGUGCGACACCACAGCAGCAGCAGCGGCCGACGCCGGCGCAGACUCCCCAGAUGCCGCAGCAGCAAGGUCUGAAUCCUCAGAUGCUUCAGGAGAUGAUGCAGCAGGCCGCCCUGAACGGCCAACCUAAGCCUAUUCGACGGCCCCUUCCAAGCGGUCUUCCUUCCAACGUGCCGCAAGAACUGCGCACUCUCCUGCAGACGUGCGAUGACGACCACUACCGCAAGGUGAUGGAGUAUCUACGGAAGCAGAUUGGCCCCCAGCUGCAGAACUCCUUGGGACCCAUGCAACCCAACCAGAUGGGCCAGCAGCCUGGCCAGCAAAAUCCUAUGCUGAACAUUGGCCAGAACGGCCAGAUGAACCAGGCGCAGCUCGCUCAGCUUCGCAUGGCCGCCGCGCAGAGGGCGAAUCAGGCACAGGCCCAAGGACAGCUUCUCGGCCAGAUGCCGCCGGCCGGACAGGGCCCGCCUCUCGUCCCCGAGAUCAUUCAGAAGAUGGACUCGCAGCCCUUCCCAAGGACGAUCCUGGCCGCGAACCAUGCGCAGAUGGUGCCGGCGCACGUCACGACGUUUGGGCAGCUGAAGGAAUUCAUCAUGAGCAACCCGGCCAUGGCUGGUCAGCUGACUCCCAUGAAAUUGAGCAAGUACCAGAUGGACAUCUUCACACGCAGGCAAGGCGGCCCGAUGAACGCCAACGUCCAGCAGAUCGGCCUCUCACUCGGCAACGGCCAAUCUGGUGGCGCACCCGGACCCGCACCCACCGCAAACAUGGUGGCGCCAGGCGGUCUCAACACCAUAGGGCAGCAGGGCCCUCAGGCGAACCUACAGCUGAUGCACCAGUUGCGGAACAUCACGGUGACUCCUCAAGAGAUCAUGCAAGUACGACAGAAGAUGAUGGUCUCUCCGCAAACGUCGGACGACGAGAUAAGCUCGAAGAUUAUCGAGAUGAAACGGAACAAGCUCUUGCAGAACUUCCAUCAGCAGGCACAAAUGUUGCAGAUGCAGAAUCAACAGCCAGGCGCCGCCGCCGCCGUUGCCGCUGCUGCUGCCGCUGCCGCUAGCAGCAACGCGAUGCAACAGCAGAAUCAACGCAUGUCACAGCUGUCGAUGCCGCAGCCACCCCAGCGCCAACAGGGUCCCGUACCGGGCCAGCAGACGCCGCAGAUGACGAUGCCGACGCCGACUCAGCAGAACAAACAGCCAACUCCCCGGCCCGUGCAGCAGACUGGCACGAAGACUCCGCAGCAGCAGUCGCAGGCAAAGACGCUCAAAAGACCGGCGCCUGAAGACGUCGUGGAGAUCUCGGACGUUGGUCAGACCGCUCAACCGUCUGGCCCCGGAGCGAACAAGUCCGCACCACGAAUACCUCCUACAGGCACCGCGCCGGCACCUCAGGCGACGGACCCUUCGACGCAAGACCUUGAGCAGCGCUUCGGAGCCAUCCUGACGGAAGUCAAGUCGAAGCAUAAACCGCGAGCGCCCCUGGCGCUGACGCCUGAGGAACGCGAGCAGCUGCAGCGCAAAGUCGAAGAGUACAAGCAGGUCAUCCUGCGAGUGGGGUACUUGAUUCGCAUGUACUUCCUGCUCUCACGGCAUGAGCAGCGGACCAAGCAGUUCCUCCAGGCAUACUGUCAUCUGGCUGACAACGUCAACGUGAAGGAGGGCACGCUGCUCGGCACGCCAACGUUUCGCGCCGACGAGUUUGAAGCUUUCAUCCGAAUUUUCAAGAGCCUCCAGGACUCCAUGUCGAAAGUCAAGAUGAAGGAAGACCCGAAUUCGAGCGGCCAGAAGCCGCAAAACGGCCAGGCGAACGGCCCGCAGCAACUCAAUGCGGCAAAUCUGGACCAGCAUAACACCAAUCUUCGGCAGCAGGCCGCUGCUCAGGGCCAUCGGCGUUCGAGCUCAAAGAUGCAGGUGCCACAGGCGCCGACCGCGGGUCCAGGACAGCACCCGUUCGACUUCAGCACGCCACCCCCUCACGGCGUGCCCAAGUACGGCGAGGGGGCGGGCAAUCUCACAGCCGACAAGCUCAACCUGCCGCGCAAGAAGCAGAAGAAGGACGGUCAGGCCCCAAGCAAUGCCGGAACACCGGCCCAACCGGGCACCGGCAUGACAGUCUCACCUCAGAUCGGCAAGGCGCAGUCACCUCCGAACAAGAGGUUGUCCGUCGCAGAGGCUUCGCUGAUGCCGCAGCCGCCAAAGAACCCGUGCAGAGACCCGAUGUGCGAGUACAGUCAGAAGGGCUUUGAAACGCAAGCGGAGCUUGAGGCGCAUAUGCAGCAGGUCCACGCGCCUCCGGCUGAUCCGCUCAAGUUCGCGAUGGAGACGCUCGCCACGACGGUCGGGCUGAAGCCUGACGGCUCGGCCAAGAUCGAGCCCGAAUCGAAGGCUGACCAGGACGGUAGCGGAAAGUCGCUGGCCCAGGUCAAGCCUGGCACGACUCCGCCGUCAGGCACCACGCCUCUGCCCACCAAGUCCCAUCUGAAGAGUUCACCGGCCAUGGAUCGACUCAAGACACCUCUGCUGCACGGCAAGUCGCCAGCGCCAACCAGCGCCGGUACCGUAACGGACAAGCCGCACAAACCCGAUCUGUCUGCCGUCAAGACGGGCAUACCUGCUGGCGACGCCACAAUGAUGGAUUUGCUCAGCGUCGACCCCUGGAAGGACUCUAGCCUGCAGCCGUACGACUUUCAGGAGAGUUUCAAGAAUCUCGACACCUUCACGGGCGACUGGGGCAACGACCAGGCACUGCGAUCGCCGCAGCUGACCCCUGCAACAACACCGGACACAAACGUCACGGACAAGACGGCGUCGACCCGCGAGAGUGAAGUUCUGGAUGGCGACGGCCUCAAGAUGACACUCGCCGUCAACAGCCUGACUACCGAUCCCAAGAAUGAGAACUUCACCGUCUGGAAGGAGGUAGAAAACUGGGAGCCGGGCAUCGUGGAUCCGGAUCUGGCCAACGAUCUAGCCGCGGUGGGAAUUGACGAGAGCAUGGUGCUACGCCUGGAUGACACGACAGACAUCAACGAUUGGGAGGCCCUUUUCGGCCCGGGCUCGAACAUCGAUGGGAACAAAGUCCCAGGUUGGGACAACGUCACGAAUGAGUUGGUCAUAUAGAAGAGCGAGGGAACGGCGGGGGGUGAAGACAUAGUUUGGCCUGCGCGCGCCCCCCC
Molecule: messenger RNA, 5794 nt
Organism: Verruconis gallopava
Lineage: Eukaryota; Fungi; Ascomycota; Dothideomycetes; Venturiales; Sympoventuriaceae
Exons: 3
Coding region: 1290-5738 (1482 amino acids)
Biological process (GO): regulation of transcription by RNA polymerase II
Cellular component (GO): mediator complex
Molecular function (GO): transcription coregulator activity
Source: RefSeq, a predicted model, not a curated record